ACAUUUUGGGUUUUGUUCUGGGUUGGGGAAAGUAAUCUGUGUUACAGGAGCCUUCCUUAUGUCAUCAGGACGAAAGAGUCUUAGUCACUAUGUGUGUGCAACUAGGAAUGAAGAGAAGUUUGCAAGCCUGUUGGAUCUCCUAGACAUUGUAGCAGUUCUUGAGACCAUUGACCAGGAUAUUCUUCUACACACCAUUUAUGGUGGAUAGAAGCAGCAUAUUGUUACAUAGUUUCUGUCUUCCUUUUGUUAACAAUCUGAAAAGGUGGUGCUUGGAGGACUUCUACUUUAUGAUCCCUUUUCUUGUGCUUUCGAGUGUAUACAUGAAAAUGUUGAGGAAAGUCAUCCAGAGGUUUACGCUGAAAAGACUACAAGUUGAUGUUUUACUCAAAGCUGUUGGAGAUACUCCUAUAAUGAAGACCAAGAAAUGGACUGUAGAGAGAACCCGUACAAUCCAAGGCCUCAUUGACUUUAUCAAAAAGUUUCUCAAACUAUUAGCCUCAGAACAGCUGUUUAUUUAUGUAAAUCAAUCUUUUGCUCCUUCACCAGACCAGGAGGUUGGAACAUUAUAUGAGUGUUUUGGAAGUGAUGGCAAGCUAGUUCUUCAUUAUUGUAAAUCUCAAGCCUGGGGAUGAAUCUAGAGCUUCCAGUGUUUUGGAUUAUUGGAAAAUGAAUGGGCUGUAAUAAUAUUCAGAAACAUUCCCCAGGGAUGACCUGAAGAAUUGUCUGCAUUGUCGCCCGUGGAAUUUACUUAUUCUUUCUCUUGUUUUCUCUGUAUGUCACGGUAGGAGACAAGUACAAGAACUACACAAGUGUCUCUGCCUCAGGAUUUAAGUCACUGGAUAACUUGAUUGUGGGACUACCGUUGCAUGUGUCAUUUAUAGAGCUGAGCCUGUCUUUUGUUGCCCCAGGAUUUUAAUGUUUCCUCUCCUAUUAAAGGAUACAAUCUUUUGAUUCAGAGAGUACAUAGAUCAUUUCAUGAGACUGAAUAGAAAUGUAAGUCUUCCUCAAGGUUUGCUUACUGUUCUGAGCAGCUGGAGUAAUUGCAUGUGAGAUAAAUGGCUACAUUUUCUA
Molecule: messenger RNA, 1071 nt
Organism: Pogona vitticeps (central bearded dragon)
Lineage: Eukaryota; Metazoa; Chordata; Lepidosauria; Squamata; Agamidae
Source: RefSeq, a predicted model, not a curated record